AUGGGUCGCUUCCCAUGGAGUCAGGGACACUCGAAGCAAUCCGGUGACAAGGCGCACACGGCUGCCCAUGAAUCGUCCUCCAAGGAACAUGGCGAGGUGUCAAGGCAAUCACUGACCGACUCGAUGAAAGAGAGUUCAAGCUUGGACUCGGGCAGCAGCGACAUCUUUCCCAAUCCACGAGCAAGAUCACGGACCGACACUGUGACUUCGUCCUUCUCCAUCUCUGCUCGUUCUUUAUCGGACAUUUCAAACGACUUGGCGUCUCGACCUUCCUCCCGGCAGAGCUUCGCGGACGGCGGAAUGCCGCUGCAAGAGCGCCACGAAAACACCGCCAAGGCCCUGUUAGCGAAAGGGACCCGCAUAUUGAAGCGACAGGGCAGCAAGCUCAAUCUUCUUUCAUCUCAGCUAGAAGACCGGUCGCAUGACCUUGCCGAGUUGAGGGCUGGCGAGCUGUCUCCGAUUCGGGGCCUCCAACGCCAGCCCACUCUGAGCUCAAGGCGGCCCGGUCUCAAGCGAAGCAUAUCGGGGCCUUUUGCUUUUCAACAUGUCACCCAUGGUGAACAAGCUCGCUUCCAAAGCCUGGACUCGGUUAGCAAAACAGAUUUGACGUCCGAGUUCAACGCCCUUCAGACCGGUCAAGAACCUAAGAGCGAAAUCCGCGGGAUCCCGGUCACGGACUUACCUGUCAAGAAGGACGAUGCAAAUAUCGAAAUUGGACUCGAGGAGCCAACAUCGCCGACCACCGACGCCAUCCCAUUAUUGCCAACAACACCGACGCGGCCAAGGCCACCACCAAAGGACGGCUUGAUGUCACCAUACAGUCCUUCUGAUUUCCGGUUGUCUCGGUCAAUGGAGAACUUCUCCCGUCCCACGAGACUGUCUGUGACUGCCCUCGACAUUUCUCCAACCACGGCGACGAGCCAGCGAUUAUCAGCCAUGAGUCCCGUUAGUCAAGCCAAUGCUCUAGCAAAGCCACUACCACACCUGCCAGGUGAUCAUGUCGUGCACGCUGUAUCGACCAGGGAUGACAUUGCACUUCCUCUGCGCACUGCGCCGUUGCCUUCGCCUCCGAAGGCCAUGAUGGAGGUAGUUGAAGAAGAGACGCCGGAAGAAAGAGACCCGUUGCGAGCAGGUCAUUCAUGUCAUCAACCAACGGCGUUGCAUGUGCUGCCCGAGGUGACACCGAGGCAGCUCAAGCGAAGAAGCCAGUCUUCUGGAGAAAUCCGGUUCGACGUCAUCUCUUACGAUAGUCCACCUAAGGUCUGUACUCUGGGUGCAUCCACAAUCGGAAACACGGGACAAGAAGCACGCCGGAAGUGCAAGAACCGCAUCUCCAUUGGGGUGAAGCCAAUCGAUAUCGAGGGCUGGGAGGACGCUAUUGAUUAUUCUUGGGAGCACGCCGCAGAGCUUGAAGCGGAAGAGGACAUGGGCAUGUCGCCUACCGAUCUUCGGCAGCCAAAUAGCUUCCGCAUCCCUCAGGAGAACUAUCUGGUCGUGGAACAGGGCGUUAUUGACGAAGUGUCUUCAUCGGCUUCGACUCCCUUGAUGAUGCAGGCGGCCAACAAGCCUCUGCGGGAUGAGCCUGCGCCGUCGUCUGACCAAGCAGAAGACCAAUCAUCUCCCCUUCUCGGACUUGGAAUCGACUCCCCUCAGCCACCUCCGAGUGCUCCCUUUACUGAACUUGUGGCCAGUGUGCCUCACGAAGCAGAGAACACUUUCUCUUCGAACGAAAUCUAUCGCUCUCGGGAUCUGCGGAGUCCAGCGUCUGUUAUGAGCAAAUCAAGCUCACAAGAAAGCUUUAUCGCCUCGAUCUUUGGCACUCACAGGUCGUCGAACUCAAGCACAAGCUUAUCUGACUUCGCCCACUUGGCUGGUGGUAGCUUUGCAGGGUCUACGGAGCACCUCAAGCUGGACCUCCAGGACUUCUCUAUCAUGCCGGCAUCGGAAAAGCACAUCCGGGAGGGCAGCCAAGACACAAUCCGCGAAGAUAGUCAACACAGCAAGUCGAUAGAGGGUCUGGCGGACUUCGGUGGCAUUGCACCUGUGUCCGGCUUUUCCACGUCUUCAACUGGCCAAUGUGCUUUGGGAGCGUCAAGGUCACAGACUCCCAGUAUUCCUGAAAGAAAGUCCUCGGUUCCAGACGCGGUGGACCUUUCGAAACCGCAGAUUGGCCGCAAACGCGCGACGACAGGCACUUCCCGUCCUCGGCGCAACACUCGGGUUUCUUACUCGCUGUUCCCUACGACCCCGACAAAUUAA
Cladophialophora carrionii CBS 160.54 is the source of this 2259-nucleotide messenger RNA. RefSeq lists its product as uncharacterized. The transcript is spliced from 2 exons. The record is from RefSeq and is a predicted model, not a curated record. The coding region runs from base 1 to 2259 and encodes 752 amino acids. NCBI's taxonomy places the organism in Eukaryota, Fungi, Ascomycota, Eurotiomycetes, Chaetothyriales, Herpotrichiellaceae.